UCUGAAAUCUUUGCGAUCGCUUUAAUUCUGAUAAAAAUAAAAAAGACGAUUGAAAUAUCUUUUGCUUUAUUACUCGUUAUCACCUAAAUGGAUGCUCAAAUCAAUUAAUGCGAAAAAUGACGAGGUUCAUCUUCGAGGCUUCAUUCAUCGUCAAUAAGUCAAGUGAACGAGUUGAAAUUUAAAGUUAAUUACAGUUAAUUAGUGAUAUUUUUCGUUCUGCCAAAAAUGAAAACCAAAAAUUCAACCAAGCCGGAUAACCAUAAAUUUAAACUUAAAUUUUGGAAAACACUUUUCUUUCUUUAUGUUCACACAUUCAUUCCGUGGUUGUUUUAUAUUUUUUAUUACUUAUACUGUUACCCAGAAGAGAUUCACAACUUUGUGAUACUUACCAUAUUCAGUGCUAUUUACGCCUAUUCUUUAGCUGGCCUUGGUGUGACUGCUGGUGCUCAUCGUUUUUGGUCUCACAAGUCUUAUAAAGCAAAGUUACCAUUGCGUAUAUUCCUUGCCAUUGCUUUUGAUGCUUCUGGUCAACAUGAUUUGAUUAGUUGGGUCACAGACCACCGACUUCAUCAUAAGUAUUCCGAGACUGAUGCCGAUCCCCAUAAUGCUCGACGAGGUUUCUUUUUUUCUCACAUUGGCUGGCUCUGUGUCAAAAAACAUCCAGAAUAUUUGAAAAAAGCUCCAACGGUUGAUCUAUCAGACCUUUAUGAUGAUCCCGUAGUGGUCUGGGAAAGAAGGUUAUAUUAUUUCACCUCCUUUACUACAGUGGUGAUAAUUCCAAUUGCUAUUCCUUACUAUCUCUGGUCUAUACCCUUCUGGCAGUGCUAUUUUAUAGCAGGUAUACGAUAUCUGGUUGUGAUGCAUAUAACAUUUGCAGUCAAUUCAGCCGCUCAUCUUUGGGGAUCAAGACCCUACGAUAGAAAUAUCAAUCCUGCUGAACAAGAUAUUUGCAAAUGGUUCAUGAUUGGUGAAUUUUAUCACAAUUUCCAUCACACAUUUCCUCGAGAUUAUAAAGCUUCGGAGUGGGGUUGGAUGCAAUUAAAUAUUGCAGCGAUGUUUAUUGAACUGAUGGCGCUAAUUGGACAAGCAUAUGAUCUGCAAACAACCCCUCGGAGUGUUGUUGUUGCCCGUAAAAAGCGAACUGGUGAAGUUACUGGGAAUUAGUGACGGAUCAUUAAUCAUAAUGAAAAAUUGAAUCUUUGUAUUAUUAACACGUACCUCGAGAUCAAUCGAGAUUGUAAAUUGAUUAAUCUUCAAGUUAUUAUUAGAUCUUUGGAAUGAAAAAAUAAUCAAAUAAAUUAUAUAUCAAGUAUA
Tetranychus urticae (two-spotted spider mite) is the source of this 1314-nucleotide messenger RNA. RefSeq names its product stearoyl-CoA desaturase 5-like. Gene Ontology annotation, cellular component: endoplasmic reticulum membrane. Gene Ontology annotation, molecular function: stearoyl-CoA 9-desaturase activity; iron ion binding. Gene Ontology annotation, biological process: unsaturated fatty acid biosynthetic process. NCBI's taxonomy places the organism in Eukaryota, Metazoa, Arthropoda, Arachnida, Trombidiformes, Tetranychidae. The record is from RefSeq and is a predicted model, not a curated record.